GAGCGGGGCCUCCCCUUCCUGCCCCUCCCCUCCCUACACGAGUUACACGGCCCGGCCCCUGGCAGGGUGUCACUCUGGUGUCCUGACUGACGGAGCCGCCGCAGCUCCCGGGCACAGACUGGCACACAGGACGUCUUACCCUCCGCACAAUGGCCGAGCAGCAGACCUCAGGGCAGGGGGAAGCAGAUCGCCUGGACCCGAUGGAUGACGCGGAGCUGGCCCUGGUGGGCAUCAAUAUGCUGCUCAACAAUGGCUUCAGAGAAUCCGAUCAGCUCUUCAAGAAAUACAGGAAUCACAGUCCAUUGAUGAGCUUUGGAGCUAGUUUUGUCAGCUUUUUGAACGCCAUGAUGACUUUUGAAGAGGAAAAAAUGCAGGUAGCGUGCGAUGACUUGAAAAUGACCGAAAAGCUGUGUGAGAGUGAUGAAGGAGUGAUAGAGACAAUCAAAAAUAAGAUCAAGAAAAAUGUCGACGUUAGGAAGUCUGCCCAGUCUAUGGUUGACCGCCUGCAGAGACAGAUCAUUAUUGCAGACUGCCAGGUCUAUUUAGCCGUGCUUUCUUUUGUUAAGCAGGAACUGUCAGCAUACAUCAAAGGUGGUUGGAUCCUGCGAAAGGCCUGGAAAAUUUACAACAAAUGCUAUGUGGACAUUAACACUCUCCAGGAAAUGUAUCAGAAGAAGCUAACUCAGGAAUCCUCUCCCACUGACGCUGCCAAUGAUAAUCACAUUGCUGUGGAGGGUGUCACGGAGGAUGCUCUGAACAGACUGAAAGGUGCUGUGAGCUUUGGCUACGGACUUUUUCACCUUUGCAUAUCCAUGGUGCCCCCAAACCUGCUCAAAAUCAUCAACUUGCUGGGGUUUCCAGGAGACCGUCUGCAGGGGCUAUCUUCACUGAUGUAUGCAAGUGAAAGUAAGGACAUGAAGGCCCCUUUAGCUACGCUAGCCUUGUUGUGGUACCAUACCGUAGUCCGCCCUUUUUUUGCACUAGAUGGAAGUGAUAAUCAAGCAGGACUAAAGGAGGCAAAAGAAAUUCUCCACAAGAAAGAAUCGGCAUAUCCAAACUCCUCUCUAUUCAUGUUCUUUAAAGGAAGAGUCCAAAGACUAGAGUGUCAAAUAAACAGUGCCUUGACCUCCUUCCACACUGCUUUGGAGCUCGCAACAGAACAGCGAGAAAUCCAGCAUGUUUGUCUGUAUGAGAUUGGUUGGUGCAGCAUGAUAGAAUUGAACUUUAAGGAUGCCUUCCGAUCCUUUGAACGGUUAAAAAAUGAAUCAAGAUGGUCGCAGUGUUACUACGCCUAUCUCACUGCAGUCUGUCAAGGUGCAACAGGAGAGGUGGAUGGUGCACAAGAAGUAUUUAGAGAUGUCCAGAAGCUUUUCAAGAGGAAAAACAAUCAGAUUGAGCAGUUUUCAGUGAAAAAGGGCGACCGAUUCAGAAAACAAAAACCAACCAAACAGCUGUGUGUACUGGCGGCCAUUGAGGUCCUGUACCUGUGGAAAGCUCUACCGAAUUGUUCCUUGUCCAACCUUCAGCACAUGAGUCAAGCUUGCCAAGAAGUUGUGGAUCCAUCUGUAGCUGGACUGAGGAGUUUACUCCUUGGCGCCAUCCAUAAAUGUCUGGGCAAUGUUGAAGAUGCCGUUCAGUUCUUCCAACGUGCAGUGAAGGAUGAGCAGGGACGACAGCAGAACCUCUACAUCCAGCCAUAUGCUUGCUAUGAGCUAGGCUGCCUCUUGCUGGACAAUCCAGAGACCGUUGGAAAGGGGAAAACAUUACUGUUUCAAGCAAAGGAGGAAUACAGUGGCUAUGAUUUUGAGAACAGACUACACGUUCGCAUCCACGCAGCCUUGGCCUCUCUCAGGGAAGUGGUCCCUCAGUGACGGAGAGGAGGACGGGACUCUUAAAUCCCACACAGCUUUCCGCACUUUUACCACACGGGAUAAACAUGGCCGAUGUGGACGGUGAUGUGGGUCUAAGAGUUUCUUCAGAAAGCCGCCCGUGCCAGAGACUUAGGAAUAUUCACAGUAGAAGCAGAGCUGGUCAAAAAGAGAAUUCACAACCUUUUUUCAUCUGGAUAUGUAGGACUGUGACCUAAAGACGUGACUACAAUGGACGGCUGUCCUAGGGACUGUGGUAGUGACCUUGUAUAGCAUGUCCGUUUAACCCUUGUGUCAAUCAGAAUUGGCGCAGCAGUUCAGCUCACCUCACCAAUGGUGUUUUUAUUAGUUUUUGACUGUUUUAGUUAUAUGUUCUGUUCCUUGUGCUGUAUUAUACUAGUAGGCUUACCUGGUUCAAACAUUAGGCUACAAUAUUAGCUAUAAAAUACAAGGUGGUUCUGAGUACCCAUCUAGUGUUUCCUAAGCAGGGUGCCUCCAGCUGUUGCGAAACUACAACUCCCAGCAUGCCCGGACAGCCUUUGGCUGUCCGGGCAUGCUGGGAAUUGUAGUUUUGCAACAGCUGGAGGCACCCUGCUUGGGAAACACUGAGCUGAACUGCUGAAGUUAGGCCGGUCUGAGAAAAGCACACAGUGAUGCUCGUGAUCUAGUCCUGUGCAGCGUCUGAGCUGCCAUAUUGACCGUAAUAUCUUAGGUGACUGGGGGGAACAUAUGCAUUUUAUGCUCUUUUUUGGGGGGGAUGUAGAUCAGAUUGGUAACAUGGGGAGGACUAAAGCUUUUAUCAUUCUUCAAUAGGAUUUUUAGAACAUUCUAUUAAAGGGGAAUUCCAGGAAAAAAACUUUGAUAUAU
Messenger RNA from Hyla sarda, 2735 nucleotides. RefSeq names its product tetratricopeptide repeat domain 39C (gene TTC39C). NCBI's taxonomy places the organism in Eukaryota, Metazoa, Chordata, Amphibia, Anura, Hylidae. Gene Ontology annotation, biological process: otolith morphogenesis; cilium assembly. The record is from RefSeq and is a predicted model, not a curated record. The transcript is spliced from 14 exons. The coding region runs from base 150 to 1871 and encodes 573 amino acids. Gene Ontology annotation, molecular function: protein binding.